AUGUCUUGCAACACCUCUCUUCAGAGGCCUCCAAAGGCAGAGUCUUUCCCAAAGAGGAAGAAGAAGAGAUACCUGCGUCAUGACAAGCCCCCCUUCACCUACUUGGCCAUGAUCGCUCUGGUAAUUCAGGCAGCACCUUUCCGCAGGCUGAAGCUGGCCCAGAUCAUCCGUCAGGUCCAGGCAAUGUUCCCCUUCUUCAGGGACGACUACGAAGGCUGGAAGGACUCCAUCCUCCACAACCUUUCCUCUAACCGGUGCUUCCGGAAGGUGCCCAAGGACCCUGCAAAGCCCCAGGCUAAGGGCAACUUCUGGGCGGUGGACUUGAGCCUGAUCCCAGCAGAGGCGCUGCGCCUUCAGAACACUGCUCUGUGCCGGCGAUGGCAGACCCGGGGCACACGCAGAGCUUUCGUCAAGGACCUGAGCCCCUACGUGCUCCACGGGCCUUACCGGCCGCCCAGCCCCCCACCACCAUCCAGGGACGGUUUCAGCAUCCAGUCCCUGCUAGCAGACCCCGGGAAAGAAUCAACAUGGCCCCAGCAGCCUGCGCUAGCUGGACAGAGCAGUUCAGCUCAGGCAGGUACCAGCUCUAAGGGGGAAGAAGAGAUGUGUACUGCGCCCCGUGACUCCACUGAGAAGCCUCUGUGGCCCCACCGCUCCCUUCCUGGGCCCACAAGAAUAGAGAGGGAGACUUCCCAAGGGGAAGUCAUCAGGCCUUCUCUUUCCCCAGAGCAAGGCACCUGGCCAGUCCACUUACUUCAGGGUUCCCAUGAUCCCAUGGAGAUGUCCAGCAGGGGGUGCAGAGCUUCCCUGUGGGGACAGCUACCCACUUCUUAUUUGCCCAUCUACACUCCCAAUGUAGUGGUGCCCUUGGCCACACUACCUCCCAUCUCUUGUCCCCAGUGCCCGUCUUCAACCAGUCCAGCUUCUUUAUGGUCUUUAGCUGGCCUUAUCUGGGCCUGA
Arvicola amphibius (Eurasian water vole) is the source of this 960-nucleotide messenger RNA. RefSeq names its product forkhead box protein H1-like. The record is from RefSeq and is a predicted model, not a curated record. Gene Ontology annotation, molecular function: sequence-specific DNA binding; DNA-binding transcription factor activity. Gene Ontology annotation, biological process: regulation of DNA-templated transcription. NCBI's taxonomy places the organism in Eukaryota, Metazoa, Chordata, Mammalia, Rodentia, Cricetidae.